AUGGGUGGGCGUACGGAUGAGGCGCUCCAAUGCUUCACAUACAUCUCAGACAAUGUUCCAUUCUGGGUAGCUCGAGUCACUGAUCUGGCCGCACACACAAAGGCAAAACAUGCGGAAUUCUCUGCUGAAUACGCUAGGCUUACCUCCUCGAGUGAUGGGGAAGCCCCCAAGCCUCGACGGAGAAAGAACAGCUCAAUCCAUACGAUUCGGCUAGAUAACGUGCAACCUUUAGUGGACUUUGUCCCAUAUACCGAGGAAAAGGAAAAGGAAACAGAAAUUGAGAAGGACAUGCAAAAAGAGAAAGGAAAUAAGCAAAAUACCAAGGAGGACUAUAUGGAUCCAGUCACCCUAUUGAAAAUGUCUAAACACUACACGUUUGAUGGAAACCAGCGGAAACGGAAUUUCGACACCUCCAAAUCCGUAGGUACCGACCGCAUUGUCCGACCCCGCCACUUGGUCGUCGUCCACUAUGAUUCUGAAACGCAAACCUCCCUGGAAAAGCUGGUAAGGGACAUAGGCGGCGCCCGGAACAACAUUCGCAAGGGCCGCAUGAGUCAGAUGAUGAAGACCGGAUUCGGUCUGAAGUUUUACGAUCCUGCCAAGGGAAAGUCUGGAAUCAGUCGCAAAUUCCUGGACCCGUCAAUGAAAUAUUCGUCAAUGCCGAGCAAGGAGUCCGCUUUCGAUGUUGUGGAUAAGCAAUUGGAAAUGGCACAGUCGCUGUGCGAAUUGGCUGCACAUCAAUUCCUGCGAUGUGGAGAUUGUGAGAUGGAGUUGGAGAAGACGAAGAGUCAGUUCUCGACUGUGCUAACACUGACUAAGGCGGAGAUGGAGCGGUUGGAGAAGGAGACUGAGAUGGAUGAGGAAGAUUCACUUGAGGAGGAAGCUGAGGAGAGCAGGCUGGAGGAUACGAUAGUGGCAUCCACUCCGAUGAACGCGGCGAAGGAUGUAGAGAAACCAUCUCCCGGCAUCAUUGCUACCAUUGAAGUCGAUGACGGCUCGUCCAUAUCCUCCGUUUCGAUCGACAUAACUGCCUUUCGGUCGAAUCGGCGCGGAAAGUAA
Paracoccidioides brasiliensis Pb18 is the source of this 1059-nucleotide messenger RNA. RefSeq lists its product as uncharacterized. The coding region runs from base 1 to 1059 and encodes 352 amino acids. The transcript has a single exon. The record is from RefSeq and is a predicted model, not a curated record.